UCAACAACAGCACAACAAACUCUAGUCAAAAUGUACAAAUUUAUCGUCUUUGCAUCUAUCAUUGCUUGCGCCUUUGCCGCUGUUGCUCAUUCGGGCGAUGAUCAUCAUGCGGAAAUUGUUAAUCUAAAAUCCGAUGUACGUGAGGAUGGUUUCGAUUAUGCCUUGGAAACCUCCAACACCAUACAUCAACAAGCUUCGGGUGAUGUGCAUGGCAACAUCCAUGGCUCCUAUGAAUAUGUCUCACCUGAAGGAGAACACAUCAAGGUUAGCUAUGUUGCCGAUGAGAAUGGUUAUCAUCCUGAGAGUGCUGUAUUACCUACACCACCACCUGUACCAGCUGCCAUCUUGAAGGCCAUUGAAUAUAUUCGGGCUCAUCCUCCCAAAGAAGUUCAUGGUCAACAUUAAACAAGGGA
Stomoxys calcitrans (stable fly) is the source of this 413-nucleotide messenger RNA. RefSeq names its product larval cuticle protein 2-like. Gene Ontology annotation, cellular component: chitin-based extracellular matrix. The record is from RefSeq and is a predicted model, not a curated record. The transcript has 2 exons. Gene Ontology annotation, molecular function: structural constituent of chitin-based larval cuticle. The coding region runs from base 31 to 405 and encodes 124 amino acids. Lineage: Eukaryota; Metazoa; Arthropoda; Insecta; Diptera; Muscidae.